This is a messenger RNA of Paramecium primaurelia, 413 nucleotides long. The record is from the annotation of a GenBank genome assembly. NCBI's taxonomy places the organism in Eukaryota, Ciliophora, Oligohymenophorea, Peniculida, Parameciidae.
AUGAAUUUUAUUACAUUAAGAUUCAAUAAUUCAGAAUUUGAACAUCGAUAUUCUUCCUAAAGAAAAAGUCUUUAAAAAUAAAGCUAAACUGUUUAUAGGCUAUUUCUCAUAAUUUUAAUAUCAUUAGAAAUCUUUGGAAAUGUUGUAUAAAAAUUAUGGUUUGAAACUAUUUUAAAUUUGUUUGCCCUUUUGAUCAUGUUGCUUGGCUAUAUUUUUAAAUAAUAAUUGGCCUCUUUAAAUAGUACUUUAACCUUAAUAGCCAUUAUAAUUUACAAUAUUUAACAUCCAAUAAAAUAAGGUUUCUUAAACCAUUCAAAUGAUAAAGAAGUAUUAUAAAGCUAUUUCAUUUGUUUAGGAACUCUAGGGUAUAAUUAUGAAAUAUUUUAGAAUAAUCUCUUAAUGGAGUUAUUUGA